AUGGUCGGUGCUGCUACCGCCUCCCGGUCCGUAGGGGCAACGCUCUCUUCGGUCCUCCCUCAGGAUGCCAGACCAUGGUACAAGCAGAGACAUUUGGUCAAACUGAAUCUCUCUAUUGCCAUGAUCUAUUUCUGCUCAACGACCAACGGGUACGACGGGUCCAUCAUGAACAAUUUCCUGAGUCUUCCCGAAUGGAAUGUCUUUAUGAAUCACCCCAAGGGUGCGUGGCUUGGAUUUUUCAAUGCCUUGUACUGGACUGUUGUUGGCGUCUGGUCUCCCUUCGUUGCGCACUUUGCCAACAAAUACGGACGAAAACGCGUCCUCUACUACGGUUACAUCCCCCUGGUCAUCGCCACGGCGCUGGAGGCUGCUGCACCGAACCCAGCCGUCUUCAUCGUAUCCCGCGGACUGCUGGGCUUGACAACCGCCACGGUUGGCAACACUGCACCACUGCUGAUGGCCGAAACCGCCUUUCCCACCCACCGAGGGGUGGCCACCGCACUCUACAACACGGGCUUCCAUGUAGGAGCAGCAGUCGCAGCAUGGGCCACGUUUGGAACGAGAUCCUACGGGUCCAAUUGGUCGUGGAGAGUUCCCGCCAUAUUGCAAAUCAUUUGCCCGCUCAUCGCCCUCGUGGGAGCCAUUACAAUUCCCGAAAGUCCUCGUUGGCUGGUGUCGGUCGGUCGCGAAGAAGAAGCACGCCGUAUCUUAAUAAACACACAUGCUGGAGGGGACGAGAACUCACCGUUGGUCGACUACGAAUUCCGUGAGAUUUCCUCCACCAUCAAACUGGAGCGUGAAGCGAACAAACGUGGAUACUCGGAGAUGUGGCGCACGCCCGGCAACAGACAUCGAUUGUUCAUCACCGUCACCAUCGGCCUCUUCGCUGAAUGGGUUGGCAACAAUGUCGUCUCCUACUACGUCUCGGUUGUGCUGACCGACGUCGGCGUCACCAGCGUGACUCACCAGAUUGCCAUCACGGGAGGUCUCCAAGUGUGGAACGCCAUCAUUGCCAUCACCGCUGCCUCCAACGUGGACCGCCUGGGUCGUCGGGGCCUUUUCCUCUCCAGUGCGGCGGUCAUGUUGGUCAGCUUCAUCAUCAUCACCGCCUGUGCUGCCACGUUCAAGAUCUCGGGCAACACCACGGCCGGUUUGGUGGUGGUGCCGUUCUUGUUCAUCUUCUACGGAGGAUACGAUCUGGGUCUGAACCCGAUGCUGUACGCUUAUCCGGUGGAGAUCUGGCCGUACCAUCUGCGAAGCCGUGGACUCAGUCUUGCCUGGAUCUUCCUCGUUGUCAGCACCGUGUUCAAUGUAUUUGUGAACCCGAUUGCCAUGGAAGACAUUGGUUGGAAGUACUACAUUGUCUUUGAUGUCAUGAUCCUCCUAUUCGGGCUGACCGCAUACUUCUUCUACCCUGAGACCGGUGGCCGGACGCUGGAACAAGUGGCCGAGAUCUUCGAUGGCGUGCCGACGCAGGGUAUUGAGGCACAAGAAAAAGAGGGCGAUGAUUUCGGAAGCGAUGCAGGUGCUUCCAAGCAGCCGACGACGGAGAUGGCAGCGGUUUCGUAA
This is a messenger RNA of Capronia coronata CBS 617.96, 1569 nucleotides long. RefSeq lists its product as uncharacterized. Gene Ontology annotation, molecular function: carbohydrate:proton symporter activity. Bases 1 to 1569 code for a protein of 522 amino acids. Gene Ontology annotation, biological process: carbohydrate transport; transmembrane transport. Gene Ontology annotation, cellular component: membrane. The record is from RefSeq and is a predicted model, not a curated record. NCBI's taxonomy places the organism in Eukaryota, Fungi, Ascomycota, Eurotiomycetes, Chaetothyriales, Herpotrichiellaceae. The transcript has 2 exons.